Molecule: messenger RNA, 831 nt
Organism: Botrytis byssoidea
Lineage: Eukaryota; Fungi; Ascomycota; Leotiomycetes; Helotiales; Sclerotiniaceae
Exons: 3
Coding region: 1-831 (276 amino acids)
Source: RefSeq, a predicted model, not a curated record
AUGGCUUCGGCACACGUAGAAACACCGCCCGCAGACACAACUGGUCUACCAGAUUACCUUCUGGACCCUAAUGCAGUAAUGAAGGAUGUUGAUGCCAAAUGGCGAUACAAUCAGCCACCGGACUAUACGAAUACAAGAAGAGUCUGGGCACAGACCAAAACACAAAGUCACACAGCUGCGUCCCUACCCUCUCUUGUCGAAAACCUCGUCAAGAACUGGGAAGUAGAAGCCUCUUUCAAAACUGAGAUUUCUGACUGGCGCACCAUCGAUCAUCCCAAUUUCUCAUUCUCUAUCAAUGGCUCUGCGCCCGUUACAGGUGAAUAUAUGUUGAAAGUGGGCACUUAUAAUGCUAUCCUUACAUCGAACGAAUACUAUUCUCCGGAAAAAUCAGACUUUUCGAGCAGUCACAAGACGUUUAAAAGGAUGAUACCAACCUUCGCGUGGGAGGUAUUAGAGGUGUACAGUGGGCCACCAACCGUUAGUUUCAAAUGGAGACAUUGGGGUAUCAUGAAGAAUGAUUAUGUUGGGAUUAAUGACAAAAGCGAAAAGGUAACCAUUCCCUCGCAUGGUGGAACAAUUGACAUUCAAGGUGUCGCAAUAGCGAAGGUCGACUCAGCAGUACGUCUCCAAGCUGUAGAGAUAUUCUACGAUCCCCUCGAGAUGUUCCGACAGAUAGCGAACAAAAGUGAUGUCAAGAAAUCCGAGUUGCCCAAAGGGAGCAAGGACGAUCUAACAACAUUGUUACAUGGGGAAGGAUAUGCGGCCGAACAGUCAGAGGCUGCGGUGCUCUCCACAGGUUGCCCAUUUAUGCCAGGGGAGAACAGGGAAUAA